AUGGGCAAGAGAAGCCAUAACGCCGAGCCAACCGAGCUGCGGGCAAAGAAGAAGUCAAAGUCCGACAAGCACUCUGGAUCCGCCAAAGAAAAGACCUCGUCAGACAAGGAGAAUGGCAGCUCCGGAGAUCAGGCAGCCUACAUCCAGAAUGCUGCCCUCACUGAUCUGCCUCAAUCCCAGAUUGAUCUGUUCUUAGACGAAAAAGUCAUCAAAGUCACCGAUUCUUCACCCGGGGGCUCGAAGUUCCGCCCUCUCAUUUCCUUCGAUUAUCUGCCCCCCUGCGACGAUGAUUUGUACGCUCCAUUGAAGUCAUUCCCCGCGCCUACGCCGAUUCAAGCGGCGACUUGGCCGCUCCUGUUUGCAGGCCGUGACGUGAUUGGCAUUGCAGAGACUGGCAGCGGCAAAACCUUGGCAUUUGGUUUGCCGUGCCUCAAGAAGUUGAUGGAAAGCAAGCGGAGCAAGAAGCCUUCUCAUCCGACGACCGUUAUCAUUUCGCCCACUCGGGAACUUGCUAUGCAAAUCUAUGAUCAGCUCGCCAAGUUUGCCGACGUGGUGAAGGCUGGCGUGACCUGUGUCUAUGGUGGCGUGAGGAAGGACGAACAGCGUGAAGCGCUCAAGAAAGCUGUCAUUGUGGUUGCCACUCCCGGUCGCCUGAAGGAUCUCCAGAACGACGGAUCGGUCAACCUUGGGAAGGUGAAGUAUCUUGUUCUGGAUGAGGCUGAUCGUAUGUUGGAUAAGGGAUUUGAGCAAGAUAUCAAAGACAUCAUCCAACCUAUGCCGGUCUCCAAGAGGCAGACUGUCAUGUUCACCGCCACGUGGCCUCGCUCUGUCCGGGAUCUGGCCGCAGGUUUCAUGAACGCUCCCGUGACAGUCACCAUUGGCGGAGACCCUUCGGCCGACCCUCGUGCGAAUACGAGAAUCAAGCAAGAGGUCGAAGUUAUGGAUGGGCGGGAGAAGGAGGGGAGACUCAUCCAGCUUCUGAAUCGGUCGCAGAGGGGGACUAAGAGCCCAGAAAAGGUCUUGGUCUUUUGCUUAUACAAGAAAGAGGCGAUUCGAGUGGAAAGGCUUAUCAAAAUGAAGGGGUUCAAGGCUGCUGGCAUUCACGGUGACUUGAACCAGGCAGAACGAUUCCGCAAUCUUGAUGCUUUCAAGAGCGGCGCAGCCACCAUUCUUGUUGCAACCGAUGUAGCGGCUCGUGGCCUGGACAUUCCGGCGGUGAUGUUGGUGGUCAACGUCACCUUUCCUCUCACUGUCGAGGACUAUGUGCACCGCAUUGGACGGACUGGGCGAGCUGGAGCCGAGGGCCAUGCCAUCACCUUUUUCACGGAACAAGAUAAGGCUCUGUCCGGCGGGUUGAUCAACGUUCUCAAGGCUGCAAAGCAGGAUGUACCCGAAGAUUUGAUGAAGUUUGGCACUACCGUCAAGAAGAAGCAGCACGACGCAUACGGCGCGUUCUUCAAAGACGUUGACACGGACAAGAAGGCGACGAAGAUUACAUUCGACGAUUGA
Molecule: messenger RNA, 1509 nt
Organism: Penicillium cinerascens
Lineage: Eukaryota; Fungi; Ascomycota; Eurotiomycetes; Eurotiales; Aspergillaceae
Gene: dbp3
Product: RNA-dependent ATPase DBP3
Exons: 2
Coding region: 1-1509 (502 amino acids)
Biological process (GO): rRNA processing
Cellular component (GO): nucleolus
Molecular function (GO): RNA binding; ATP binding; RNA helicase activity
Source: RefSeq, a predicted model, not a curated record